Messenger RNA from Arabidopsis arenosa, 3573 nucleotides. The record is from the annotation of a GenBank genome assembly. NCBI's taxonomy places the organism in Eukaryota, Viridiplantae, Streptophyta, Magnoliopsida, Brassicales, Brassicaceae.
UUUUAGAAACAAAAGUUUCUACAAUUAAUAAGAACUCGUUUUUUCUAUUAAUUUGUGGGAAAGGUGCUACAACAUAACGAAACAGAGAUGAUGCCAAAUCUAAUCUAUGUUUCAAGAGAGAAGAGUAAAGUUUCACCACAUCAUUUCAAAGCCGGUGCUCUUAAUACUUUGUUACGAGUAUCUGCCGUGAUGACAAACUCACCAAUCAUUCUAACACUAGAUUGUGACAUGUACUCAAACAAUCCUACAACACCACUUCAUGCUCUAUGCUAUUUGUCAGACCCUAAAAUCAAUUUUGUCGACGGGCAUUUUAUGGACCUCCGAUCGAGUAGUUUGAUUUUGCCUGAGAUAGAAAAACUUGGGCCAAAUCGGAUUGCCAGUAAGUCCAUUAAAGCUCAAGAUAUUUUGGCCUUGGCACACGAGGUAGCAGGAUGUAACUACGAGCGCAACACCAAUUGGGGAUCCAAGAUAGGGUUCAGAUACGGCUCAUUAGUAGAAGACUACUACACAGGAUUUAUGCUCCAUUGUGAAGGAUGGAGAUCAGUAUUUUGCAGCCCUAAAAAAGCUGCAUUUUAUGGAGAUUCCCCAAAACGCCUAACUGAUAUAAUAGGCCAACAAAUCCGAUGGUCCGUUGGACUUCUUGAAGUAACUUUUUCAAGGUACAACCCAAUUACCUAUGGAUUGAAGUCACUGAGCCUACUAAUGAGCUUAGGCUAUUGCCACUAUGCAUUUUGGCCGUUUUGGUCAACUCCUCUCGUCGUCUAUGGACUUUUACCCCAACUUGCCCUCAUACAUGGAGUUAGCGUCUUCCCCAAGGCAUCGGAUCCGUGGUUUUGGCUUUACAUUAUCUUGUUUCUCGGUGGGUAUGCGCAAGAUCUAUCAGACUUUUUAUUAGAAGGAGGAACUUAUCGGAAAUGGUGGAACGAUCAAAGGAUGUGGAUGGUAAGAGGACUCUCUUCUUUCUUCUUUGGUUUUACAGAGUUCACUCUCAAAACCCUAAACCUUUCGACUCAAGGAUUCAACGUCACCAGUAAAGCCAACGACGAUAAUGAACAAAUGAAGCGGUACGAGCAAGAGAUCUUUGAUUUCGGGCCCUCUUCGUCCAUGUUCUUGUUCUUGCCCAUGACUACCGUCGCCAUCGUGAAUCUACUUGCUUUUGUAUGGGGAAUUUAUGUUAUUUUCACUUGGGGAGAAGGGCCCGUCCUUGAACUGAUGCUAGCGAGUUUCGCAGUGGUGAAUUGCUUACCGAUCUAUGAAGCCAUGGUGUUGAGGAUCGAUGACGGAAAAUUACCAACAAGGAUUUGUUUCUUAGCUGGGCUCCUCACUUUUGUUCUUACAGGGUCAGGCUACUUCUUCCUCAAAGAGCACUCGGUCGUCGGCGCAAUCCUCCACACGUGUCAUCCCUGCCGGCGCACCAUUCCAUACAGAAUCUACGCCGUAAUCCACACGUGUGGCAUCAUAGCUCUCAUGUAUCACCAUGUACACUCACUUCUCACAUCAAACAACACUCUAAUAACAUGUCUUCUUCUCCUCUCCGAUAUGGUUCUCACCUUCAUGUGGGUAACCACAACUUCCCUCCGGUUAAACCCGGUUCAUCGGACCGAGUACCCUGAGAAAUAUGCAGCUAAACCAGAGGACUUUCCGAAGCUGGACGUGUUUAUAUGCACGGCUGAUCCAUACAAGGAGCCUCCGAUGAUGGUGGUCAACACCGCCUUAUCAGUCAUGGCUUACGAGUAUCCGUCCGAUAAGAUCUCAGUCUAUGUAUCGGACGAUGGAGGAUCGUCGUUGACUUUGUUUGCUCUUAUGGAGGCUGCUACGUUCUCUAAGCAUUGGUUGCCCUUCUGCAAGAAGAACAAUGUUCAAGAUCGGUCUCCUGAAGUUUAUUUCUCUUCAAAGUCACAUUCUCGGAGUGGUGAAGCUGAAAAUCUUAAGUGUGAGGUGGAACAGAUGAUGUAUGAAGACAUGAAGAGUAGAGUAGAACAUGUGGUGGAGAGUGGAAAAGUUGAGACUGCAUUUAUCACAUGCGAUCAAUUUCGUGGGGUAUUCGAUUUGUGGACCGACAAAUUCACUCGUCAUGACCAUCCCACAAUUAUUCAGGUGUUGCAAAAUAGUGAGACAGAUAUGGACAAUACCAAAAAGUAUAUAAUGCCAAACCUAAUCUAUGUUUCAAGAGAGAAGAGUAAAGUUUCACCACAUCAUUUCAAGGCUGGUGCUCUUAAUACUUUGCUACGAGUAUCAGGGGUGAUGACAAAUUCACCGAUCAUUCUAACACUAGACUGUGAUAUGUAUUCGAACGACCCUACAACACCGGUUCGUGCUUUAUGCUAUUUAACAGAUCCUGAAAUCAAAUCCGGUUUAGGAUAUGUGCAGUUUCCUCAGAAAUUUAUAGGAUUGAUUUUACCGGAGAUUGAUGAAUUGAGGCCAUAUCGGAUUGCGGAUAAGUCUAUCAAAGCCCAAGAUGUUUUGGCACUAACACACAAUGUAGCAGGAUGUAUCUAUGAGUACAAUACCAAUUGGGGAUCCAAGAUUGGAUUCAGAUAUGGGUCAUUAGUAGAAGACUACUACACAGGGUUUAUGUUCCAUUGUGAAGGAUGGAGAUCAAUAUUUUGCAACCCUAAGAAAGCUGCUUUUUAUGGAGAUUCCCCAAAGUGCUUAGUUGAUGUAGUGGGUCAACAAAUCCGAUGGGCCGUUGGGCUUCUUGAAAUAUUGUUUUCAAAGAAAAGCCCAAUUGUCUAUGGAUUCAAGUCAUUAGGGCUGUUGAUGGGCUUAUGCUAUUGCAACUCUCCGUUUCGGCCAUUUUGGUCAAUUCCGGUUACAGUCUAUGGACUUUUACCUCAGCUUGCACUCAUCUAUGGAGUUAGUGUCUUCCCCAAGGCAUCUGAUCCGUGGUUUUGGCUUUACAUCUUUUUAUUCUUCGGUGCGUAUGGGCAAGAUCUAUCGGAUUUUUUAUUGGAAGGAGGAACUUAUCGGAAAUGGUGGAACGAUCAAAGAAUGGUGAUGAUAAAAGCACUCACUUCAUUCUUCUUUGGUUUUAUAGAGUUCACUCUCAAAACCCUAAACCUCUCCACACCUAAGUUCAACGUCACCAGUAAAGUCAAUGACGAUGAAAAACAAAGGAAGCGGUACGAGCAAGACAUCUUUGAUUUCGGAACCUCUUCGUCCAUGUUCUUGCCCUUGACUACGGUUGCCAUCGUGAAUCUGCUUGCGUUUGUCUGUGGGCUUUAUGGUAAUCUCUUCUGCGGAGGAGAACUCGUCCUUGAGCUGAUGCUGGUGAGCUUCGCGGUGGUGAAUUGCUUGCCAAUCUACGAGGCUAUGGUGUUGAGGAAAGAUGAUGGAAAAUUACCAAAAAGAAUUUGUUUCUUAGCUGGGAACCUCACGUUUGUUCUUAUUGUGUCCAGUUACUUCGUCCUCAAGUAACUUCACCCCUUAGGGUUAAUUUACAACAAUAAUACAUCUGGCUGAUUCAGUUCAAGCGGAAGAAACAAUGUGAAUGAAUCUUUGUAACCAAUAUUUAUAAUGUGAUGGAUUACAUUUUGAUAUCUUGAAUCAGCAAAAUUAAGAUUUACAUUGUGU